This is a messenger RNA of Ostrinia furnacalis (Asian corn borer), 5199 nucleotides long. It is a transcript of the gene ca, whose product is annotated as RCC1 and BTB domain containing protein claret. The transcript is spliced from 19 exons. Lineage: Eukaryota; Metazoa; Arthropoda; Insecta; Lepidoptera; Crambidae. The record is from RefSeq and is a predicted model, not a curated record. Gene Ontology annotation, molecular function: protein binding. The coding region runs from base 277 to 4389 and encodes 1370 amino acids.
UCGCUCGCACGUAAUUAUAUUAUUAUAUUGCUGUCGCGACCAGACUAUAGCUUUGACGCUAUGUAUAUGUUAUAAAAACUAAUGUGCAUGGAAUUUAAUAAUAUCGAUACUAUUCGAAAUUUUUGACAUGUCUAGUUAGUUUGACAACUGGUUGCCUGCUUCUUCUGCGUGAUUUGUGCGCGAUUUGUUGCUAUUUUGCAAGUGAAUCUGAGUGAAUCCAGUGAUUUGAUUUUGGAAGAAAUGUUCAUAAAAUUUACUCAUUAUUAACAAUUAACAAUGGCUCAGCAAAGUGAAAAUCUGGAUUUCUCUGGUUUAUUUAAAUUGGAUGUUUUGGUCCAUCUUGAUAUUGUAAAUUAUAGUUUCUACGAAGUGGGUCUGAAGAAGUUCCUAGCAUUUUCUAGUGAUAAAGAAUUGUUGUUCUUCUACAUCAAUCCUCAGACAGAAAGAUUUGAACGAAAUUAUGAUUGGGAUUUCGUCGACAAUCCUAUUUAUUGCAUGUGCUUUGAGCCAAGUGGCACUUGGGUUCUCAUUUUAAGUGAACAAAAAGUACUCCUAGUACCAUUUCUUCCUUUAUUCAUCCCGCAAAAUACUUUCGAUCAUAAAUGGUCUCUAUCAAGUGUCACUGUUCUUCCGAUCGCAAAUAUACAGAAGCCAUCCUCUGUUGUGUGGUGGCUUACAAAAGAGUCUGAAAAUAUACUAAUAAUUGGAUCUAAGACAGGAACAAUCACAUUUUAUUCAUUGGAAUCUCAAACAAUAGUUGGAGAAUGUAAAGUUUCGGGGGAAAUAAUUGACUUGCAAAUGUGUUUUGAUGACUCCCUCGAUUUGUUGGCACUGUUGAUAUCAAGAAAUAAAGCACAGCAAUGGAAGCUUGUCUUAGAGCACAGGUCUUAUGGCUACAACUGGCUACAGCAGACUAGAAUACAAACUGACAAAGAGAAGAAAGAUGGCUUCAUGUCCUAUAUAAAACAGUUGUCCAAAGAUAAAAUAACUUUAUUCAUACAGGGUGGUUCAAAAGAUGACAGUAAAUCUCAGAGUGUGGAAUAUGUCCUGAAGCCUGUUGAGUACUUACCAUUAUUUCGCAAGGGCUCUAAUAAUUGGGCACUGUCAGCCCAGUAUGUCAAUGGAAGACAUUUUCUGACUGCUUUCGAGUUAAAUGAGGGGACUUUAAUUCUUGAAAGUCCUGAAGACGAAACACCAUCUAGAACUUUGCGACCUAAAAUCAAGAAAGAUGGCUUGUAUAUUCAAGGACUUUGGUCCCAGAGACUCAUUUAUUUAAUGAGAAAAAAUGAAUUGGAAGUGCACAGUGCCAACUUUUCUGUGAUACAGGGUGAAGGUUUGCUAGGUGCGAAGCGGGAAUUCUCCGAGCUCUGGUCGGCUGAGCUGAUAGGGGAUGUGCGGCGAGCGCACCUGAUGUCUGCCAAGGAGCCGGCUGCGGGUAGCAGUGGUUGGCGCGAGCCCACCUUCCUCUGUGACUUGCAACUGCCGCGGUUCAGCGUGGAGCCCUGCCUCGUCGUUACGAAUUGUGGCGCGUAUAUUCUGAACACUGUAUGCGAGCCGUGCGAAUGGUUGGUGGGUCUGAUAAUGCGUGGGGGCACCGGCGCUGAGCAGUCCGCGGCGGCGCUGGGCGCGCCCGUGGCCACGUUGUUACGCGCCGCCGCUGAUAUGCUCAUGUCGCGCGGGAAAGUGGCGCCCGCGCAGUACUUGUACUCGCUUUCGCAGAGCCAGCCAGACGGCUGGGUGGCGCGCCUAGGAACCUUCGGGCGUCUGCAGGAGCUGGCUUUAUGGCGAAUUAGCUCGGGCGCUCUGGGCUGCGCCGCCGUGGCCGUCAAGCUGCUAGCUUCGCUGCUGCAGUGCGCCACCCGAGAUGAAGCCAUCUUCGACCCGAGCGUAAAGUUCACGUCACUCAGCACAUUGGAACUCUCUGAACUAUCAUCCAUAGCCGCUUCCAUCGGCUUAUGGGAUCUAGUACCCAUAUUCAGCGUGCACCGAGGACAACCCAACCUAAUGGUGACCGCGCUAAAGGCCCGCAGCGAACUGUGUAGAGGCGCCUUAGACUGCUUGCUUGGACAGAGAUGCCUUGUUCCGUUGCUGUUGGAAGAAAACGCACAGUGGCUGUUUGACUUCCUGAUUGAAAAGUGCAACAAGUUUGACACGAAGAUUUUGAAGCGCAUCUGUUUAUGGUUGAAUCCGUUACAAGACCAGCUGCGUCCAGUGAUCCGUGAUAUGAAGCAAGGAAUUAGUUCCAUUUAUACAACCAGAAUGCUGUAUCUAAUAGCGACAUUCAUGCACGUGGCCUCUGCUAUCGAGUCUCGGCACCCCUGCCCUGAUAUUCACUUAGCAAUCACCCAGACCGCUGAGACUUGGAAGCACCAGUUUGUUCCCCGAAGGGCCGUCAGCAGCGGCUUAGCCCAUUGGGCGGUGGUGGAUGAUGGCAAUGCCAAGGUGAUGAUGACGAAUACGCCGGUGAAUACGGAGUUAAUCGGGAGGGUGAUCGAUGUGGCUUGCGGCAGACAUCACACGCUGGUGUUAACUGAGAACGGCAUAUACUCAGCAGGGGAGAACUCCUUCGGUCAACUAGGCGUGGGCUCGGCUUGGGCGGGCGCCGUGGGUGACGCUGCAAGUUCCGCUGGGGCGUUAAUGCACGUGCCGUAUGAAUGGACGGCACCCCUGAUAUCAGUGGCCGCUGGGCACUACCAUUCCGCUGCUAUUGAUGCAGGAGGCAGACUUUAUAUGUGGGGAUGGGGCGUUCACGGCCAACUCGGUCUCGGUAGCAUUGACGAUGAAUGGAGCCCUAAGAUGGUAACCAGAUUUCAAGGGAGAAAGGUUCUUAUCGUCGGUUGUGGAGCCUGUCAUACGGUGAUGUUGAUGCGUAACGGCGAAGUUUGGGCGUGCGGCGCGGCCGUGUUUGGGCAACUGGGUUCGGGCAACCGGGAGAAGAGCUCCGUGCCGGUCCGAAUUACGUUCCCUGAUGCUAUUGACGCUAUAGCGGUUGGAUACUUCCAUAACUUGGCGUUAUCGUGCAAAGGGCAGCUAUAUACGUGGGGAGCGAGCCCGCAGCAGGUGCGAGCGGCGCACGCGCGUCGCCAGGCCUCGCCGGCCCCCGACCCGCCGCGCGACCCGCACCUACUACCCGCGGUCGUGGAUACUGCCACUGUGCAAGGACACAUCGUGCGGUUGGCGGCAGGCUGGCAUCACUCAUGUAUUAUGAACAAUUUCGGCACUCUGUACUCUUGGGGCUUAAAUUUCGAUGGACAAUUAGGCAGUGGCGACCGUAAACAGGUGAACGUGCCGACUGAAGUGAAAAUUCUCAAUGAAAAUCAAACAGUUAAAAACGGCAGCUCCAAAACGCCCGACAUUGAGAACAAAGACUUCAAAACUAAGGCGUUGAUGGCUUGCGGCGGGGAUUUCACCAUAUACAUAGACGAAGAAGGUCGAAUAUACGCGACAGGAAAUACUCAUUUGCAAAUAAACAAUGAAAAAGAAAAAGGUACUAACCGCGUGAUAAUGAUGAAAACCACAAAACGCGUCAUCAAAAUACCCGCAAGCCGCAGCAACAACAAGUUCAUCUUCCAGCCCAUCGAUAGGAUCGACAUCAUGUUUCCUUUCGACCUCGAGGACUCGAAAAGAAAACCUAUCGAACCUCGGCAAAACCCACUUCGAUGCAUGAACGAUUUCAAGAAGAAGUCUUGGGCUGACGACAUAAUACUCCUCCUCAAACCUUGGAUCAACGACGAAACGUUGAACGGGAAUCUCAACAUGGCUGCCAAACUGGCUUAUCACAAUAAUAUUUACUCAGACUGUUUGUCUAUGCUCCUAGACGAUCUGAAAACGACGCCCCAAGACGACUGCCUCUAUCUUACUCACACUGAAGUUUUAGAUGAACAAGAAUUAGAUAAAGAUUCGUCACGAAAGAGAGACGAACUCAAGAUUAUCGUAACAAAUGUUAUGUCAAAGCGAAUCAAAGAAGUUUCAUUGACUAUUUUGAACGAGGAGCCUUAUCCUGAAAUAGAUCAGGCGGUCUGUCAGUCUUUGCCUUGUUGUUGCGAUGAACUCAAAUAUUUGCCCAAAGCUGUGACAAGAAGUUCCGUUAUGAACGUUGAACGAAACCUUUCUAUUCAAGCGGCAAAUAUAGUAGACAAAUGCAUGAGCAUUUUCCCAAUCGAUACUCAGCUGUGGGAAACAUGUUUCAGGAAUGCGAAGAAUUUUUUUAUAGACAACAACUUGUCUAUUCCAGAUUUGGAAUCAGUGCUGAAGAAAUAUAUGGAAUCUGAUGCCACUACUAUGGCAGCAGCUAUAAUGUACUCAAACGAUUGUGACCAGUACAGCGAGAUACUCUCGCCGAAGUUUUACUUGAACAUGUGCAGUCAAGUCCUGGACACUUGGGGUUGAAGUCACGAGUGUUCAGUGAAUGGAAAAGAAAUUUGAACCUUCGGGUUUUAAUCCAGUAUUGAUCAUUAUUAUAGAAAGCUAUUUUUGCAUAUUUAUGACAUAUCUUAACGAGGGAAAGCAAAGUGAAAGAAAUUGAAAUGUGUGUUAUUGCACAAAAUAGAUGAACGUUGAAAAUGUCGGAUUCAAUUCUGAAAACGGCGCCAGUAAAGCAGGGAUACACGUAGACUCUAAUAUUAUCGUAUUAAAACUCUUGCCUUGAUUAACAAUGCUCAUAGGUCUUUUGCUUUAGUAUUAUACUUUGUAGCUAGUUGCAAUUUUUUGUCUCAUUUACUAGUUGUGUAAAUCUUUGUUGUGAAUUCAUUGUUAGUGUUAUAUUUUUACAUACCCCAAUUUAUUUAAUACUGAUGUAGUCAAUGUCCAUUGUUUUUAUGUAUAAGCUAUUAUGAAUUUAACCAUUGUUGUGACUCAUCAAGUAUACUAAAUACAUGUGUUCUCUCUUGCAUCUAGUCAUAGUUAUAGAAUUUUUUGAGAUUUUUAUGUUGGCUUUAUCAACCUGUUAUUUUCUUAAUACCCAAUAACUAUUAUACCUGUAAUCAAAUUAAAUCAAUUAUUAUGCAUCCAUAUACCUUCUUUUCAUUUCUAAUAAAACAAUCAAUAUUUAAACAAAGUAAGUUUUUUAUAUAAUUGUAUUUCUGUAUAACUAUUUACAAAAGAAAAUAAAUACACCAAUAUACACAACAUUUACUCGCAGUAAAUGCAGGCGGUUUUGGUUACUCUCAACAAAACGGAAUGAGUCAGCUCAAAAACAAG